Striga hermonthica is the source of this 1239-nucleotide messenger RNA. Lineage: Eukaryota; Viridiplantae; Streptophyta; Magnoliopsida; Lamiales; Orobanchaceae. The record is from the annotation of a GenBank genome assembly.
AUGGAUGAUGCGAGUAUUAAAAUUGAAUGGCCAGGAUUGGGCCAGCUGGCAGCAGGACCAGUCACUAGCAAUCUUAACCUCAGGGUGUUUGUUGGGACUUGGAAUGUAGGAGGCCAAACUCCGGACGACGGUCUGAACCUCAGCGAGUGGUUAAACACUAAAACAUCAGCUGACAUUUACGUGCUCGGGUUCCAGGAGAUUGUACAGUUAAAUGCAUGCAACGUGCUAGGUCCCAAAGACCCUAUCCCAGCCUCAAAAUGGAUUUCCUUAAUCCACAAAUCUCUAAACCACGACACAAUUAAUGUCUCUUUCAAACAGAGCAGUCAACGACACCGGAAAGUCAAACCGAGAGUCAGCUCCUCUGACUUGUUGAUCCCAUUAAAUGAUGAGCUGAGUGACACAAAGGGCUCCAAUUCUUGUUCCACUGAGGAGGGUUCACCCGGUCCAGGUUCAUCUAACCAAUCGGAAAAGAAUCUCGGUACACCACAAGUUAAGUAUUGUUUGGCCGUCAGCAAGCAGAUGGUGGGGAUAUUUUUGUCCGUUUGGGUUCGCAAAGACUUGGAUAAUCUUAUUACCAGCUUGGAGGUUUCAUGUGUUGGAAGGGGCAUCAUGGGAUAUCUUGGGAAUAAGGGAUCAAUAUCUAUCAGCAUGACAUUGCAUCAAACAACGCUUUGCUUCGUGUGCACUCAUCUAGCGUCCGGAGAAAAGGAGUGUGACGCGGUUAGAAGAAAUUCGGACGUGAAAGAAAUUCUGAAACGAACAAGAUUCGACCAUUCGUGUAGGGGUCGGGGGAAACAAGCCCCACCGGACAAAAUUUUGGAUCAUGACAGUAUAAUUUGGUUUGGGGACUUGAAUUAUCGGCUUGCUUGCAUUGGCGAUGAUACGUACAAGUUACUAGAAAGGAAUGAUUGGCAAGCACUCUUGAAGAAAGAUGAGUUAAAGAUAGAACAGAAGGCGGGUCGCGUGUUCAAAGGAUGGGAAGAAGGGAAAAUAUAUUUUGCUCCGACGUACAAAUACCUCACAAACUCAGACAAUUACAUCAUCCAAAUCCCCACACCGAAAAAUAAGCGCAGGACUCCCGCCUGGUGUGACAGAAUUCUUUGGAAAGGGAAAGGGGUUAACCAAAUGUGCUAUGCUAGAGGGGAAUCAAAAUUUUCAGACCACAGGCCAGUUUAUUCUGUGUUCUCAGUUCAAGUCAAAUUGAAUUGUAGCCACGAAGUUUAUUCUGAUUUAACGUAA